Molecule: messenger RNA, 3318 nt
Organism: Eriocheir sinensis (Chinese mitten crab)
Lineage: Eukaryota; Metazoa; Arthropoda; Malacostraca; Decapoda; Varunidae
Product: dimethylglycine dehydrogenase, mitochondrial-like
Exons: 19
Coding region: 142-2700 (852 amino acids)
Cellular component (GO): mitochondrion
Molecular function (GO): protein binding; oxidoreductase activity
Source: RefSeq, a predicted model, not a curated record
CACACACACACACACACACACACACACGCUAAGCCCCGCCCCUUCUCCGCCGUGCUCACAUCGUUGUCCCCGCGCACUCCCCGCUCAGACUCAAAAACCUUCACCCACCACUCGCUGCCCCGUGCCAAAACGCCGCUCAGGAUGAUGUUACAGAGGAGUUCCCGCGUCUGGGCGUCGUGGCGGAGACUCAGGCACCUCCGAGGGUCCUUACGAGGGCUGUCAUGCACGGCGUCACUCAGCAACAGCAACGGCGGAGCAGCAUCAGGGGUGCAGGAGAGGGCAGACACUGUGAUUAUUGGUGGCGGUAUCGCGGGCACCGGCAUAGCUUACCACCUCGCCAGACAGGGCCAGAAGGAGGUGCUGCUGCUGGAGAAGACGGAGCUGACGGCGGGCUCGACAUGGCACGCGGCGGGGCUAACCACCACCUUCCAGGGCGUCGUGAACCUGAAGAGACUCCACUACUACAGCCUCAACAUGUACAGUCAGCUGGCGGAGGAGACGGGCCAGGAGACGGGGCUGCACCUGUGUGGCUCAAUCAGGCUGGCCACCACACCUGAGCGCGUCGACGAGAUGAAAUAUCAGAUGUCUCGCCACGGUCAUCACGAGGCUCCACAAUGCCUCCUCACGCCGGAACAGGUCCUGGAACACGUCCCCAUUGCUAAUAUUGAUAAUAUAUUGAUGGGUCUCUACACUCCUAAUGACGGCCACGUGGACCCUUACUCCCUGACGCAGGCCAUCGCGAGGGGCGCCAGAAAGUACGGGGCGAAGCUGCUGCAGGGCGUCGGGGUGGAGAGCCUGACGCUGCGGGAGGACGGCAGGUGGCUCGUGUCCACCACCCAGGGCGACGUGCUGGCCGACAGGGUGGUCAACGCGGCAGGCUUCUGGGCCAAGGAGGUCGCUAAGAUGGCCGGAUCCGACUUGCCACUCGUACCCAACCACCACCAGUACCUCGUGACCUCGACGGUGCCGGAAGUGAAGGCGCUGAAGAAGGAGUUCCCCGUCCUGCGGCACCUCGAGGGCUCCUUUUACCUCAGGAUGGAGCGGGACGGCCUGCUCAUCGGCCCCUACGAGUCGCCGGAGUCCAUGAAGCAGUGCGAGGACUGGGUCAGGGACGCCGUGCCCAAAGGGUUCGGGAAGGAGCUGUUCGAACCAGACCUGACCCGUCUAGAACCGCAUCUGGAGGUGGCGAUGGAGUUGAUGCCUUGCUUCGCUCACGCCAGCAUCCAGAGCGUGGUGAACGGCCCCAUCACCUACACCCCCGACGUGCUGCCUCUCGUGGGACCUGACAUCCUCCCGAACAUGUGGAUUGCGGCUGGUUUCGGGUACGGCAUCGUCCACGGCGGCGGCAUCGGCAAGUUCCUGGCAGACUGGAUCCUCAACGGGGAGCCGCCCUUCGAGCUGACGGAGUGCGACCCGCUGAGGUUCGGCGAAUGGACGAGCGACGAGUACGUGCUGGCCAAGGCGCGGGAGAGCUACGGGAUGAACAACGCCAUCUCCUUCCCCCACGAGGAGCGCUUCGCAGGGCGGCCCACGAGGCGAGUAUCUGGGGCCCAUGAUCAGCUGGAGCGGCGGGGGGCACGCAUGCACAUUCACAGCGGGUGGGAGCAGCCGGCGUGGUUCGCCCCAUCAGGAAAACCCGAGUACCGGCCAAGCUUCAGGAGAACCAACUGGCACGAGGCUGUGGAGGGCGAGGUGUCCAGGGUCAUGACCUCGGCUGGCAUCAUUGACCUCACGCCCUUCGCCAAGCUGGUGGUGGAGGGGCCCGACGCGGCGCGCUUCCUCGACCACGUCACUGCCAACAAGCUCCCGAAGGUGGGCCGCACGGUCAUUACCCACGUGCUGACGCCCUCCGGCCGCGUGUACGCCGAGCUGACGGUCACCAGGACGAGGGACGACUCCUUCCUGGUCAUCACGGGGUCGGGCGUGGAGCUGCAUGACCUCAGGUGGCUUCAGGAGCAGGCGAGGCUGGGCGGGUGGAAGGUGAGCUUUGCCAACAAGACGGAGGAGCUGGGGUGCCUGAGCGUGGCGGGCCCCAAGGCGAAGGACAUCAUGGCCAAGCUGUCCCCGGUGUUUGAAGGAAAGUUCCCGUUCUUCGCGGCCAAGGAGGUGAGUCUGGCAGGUGUGGAGACGCUGGCCCUCCGACUCUCCUACACGGGGGAGUUGGGCUGGGAGCUCUACCACCCCCGUGCACAGUCCGCCACGCUCUACGAGGCUCUGCUGGACGCCGGGCACGACCACGACUUGGGGGACUUCGGGACGCUGGCGCUGAACGUGAUGCGGCAGGAGAAGGGCUUCAAGAUGUGGGGCGCCGAGAUGAACGUGGACACGACCAUCACUGACGCGGGGCUCAUGGCCUUCGUCAACCUCAACAAGGGGGACUUCGUGGGUCGCGAGGCGGUGUUGGAGCUUCUGAAGCACCGGCAGAAGCGUUACCUGGUGCAGGUCACGGUGGACAGCCCCGACGUGGAGCCUCACGGUGACGAAACGGUGUGGCUGUGCGGGAAGGUCAUCGGCAACACCACCAGCGGCUGUUUCUCGCACCACCUGCAGAAGCACCUCGCCUUCGCCUACCUGCCGCCCUCCCUGGCCGUUCCCGGCGCGCAAGUGCAGGUGGAGCUGCUGGGUGACCUACACACAGCCACAGUUCUGGAUGCCCCCCCGGUCCUCACCCACACCGCCAGGGCCAAGGCAAAGAAGUAGGGAAUCCUCCACCAUUCGCCCUGUCAAGCUCAUAACGGACCCUGCCACACAUUCCCUUGCAUAGAGAGAGGCGAAGCAGCGAGGAAGGUGUCAGACUGUUCGAAGCUUCACGGACCUUUGUUGUUCGGUUCGUUUGUAGCUUGAAUCUUUUCCUCCCCCUUCCCUCUGUCAUUGAUGUAGAGUUGGUGUAUCGGUUCGGUGUUAAGGAGUUGGGUUUAGAGUUAUUUUUUGGAGUAUACCGGUGUUUUAUGAUGAGAGAGAGAGAGAGAGAGAGAGAGAGAGAGAGAGAGAGAGAGAGAGAGAGAGAGAGAGAGAGAGAGAGAGAGACUCGUAAAUAAUAUUGAUAUGUAUACGAGUACUUCCGGCUAAAGAAACUAGUCUCCAUUUGGCCAGUUCCACAGUUCAAUACAGCUAGAUUUGUAAGUUCCAAAACCAAACACUUAAUAGUACGAAAAAUCCUUGUAUAGUGUUUGGCGAUCAUUCAAAAGAUAAGAAAUUCGUAAGAGUAUACAAGAAAUAUUUUUAGUAUUCAGGCGCCCAGGAUAGUGUUGUGAAUUAAAGAAAUGUGAUAUUCCUAUUUUCUUAAUAUAAGAGGUUUGAAUACACGCCUUGAAAGUG